AUGCUAUCUUUCCUAAAUCUUUUUGCCAUUUUAAUUGUCAACCAGUUUGAUACAUUUAUAUCCCUGAUUCCCAAAAUCUUGCACCCAACCAGUUUGAAGAACUAUAGGCCUAUCAGUCUUUGUAGUGUUCUAUACAAAAUCAUUGCUAAAAUCCUUGCAAAUCGUCUGAAAUCUGUCUUGGACAAAUGCAUAAGCAAAACUCAAUCCGCCUUCAUCCCAGAUAGACAGAUCCUUGACAAUGUGAUGAUUGCACAUGAAUAUAUGCAUUACCUCAAAAACAAGAGACAAGGGAACUAUGGAUACAUGGCAAUCAAAUUAGACAUGGCAAAGGCAUAUGAUAGGGUUGAAUGGCACUUUUUGCAGGCUAUGAUGGAAAAAAUGGGUUUCUGCCCAGUAUGGAUCAACUGGAUCACUAGCUGUUUAAAGACUGUAACUUACUCCUUCAAUUGCAAUGGAGAAGCCAAAGGCUUUAUGACUCCAGGAAGAGGUAUACGACAAGGAGACCCUUUGUCUCCUUAUUUAUUCUUAAUCUGCUCUGAAGGACUCUCUAGUUUGCUGAGGAAAGCUGAAGAUAGUAAUAGAAUUCAAGGACUGAAAAUCAGUUGGCAAGGACCUGUACUUACUCAUCUCUUCUUUGCUGAUGACUCCCUCAUCUUCUGGAAAGCUGACAAGCAUCAAGCUACUGAGGUCAUGAAGGUUCUUAAACUCUAUGAAGAGGCCUCAGGCCAACUGAUCAAUCUCGACAAAUCUGCUGUCUUUUUCAGCAGAAACAUGACCAAUGCACAAAGGAAUGAAGUAUGCCAAGCAUUGGGAGGGAUGACUGAAGCAAAGCAAGGGAAAUACUUAGGACUCCCGAUGGUGAUCUCAAGAACCAAAGACCAAAUAUUUGGCUUUGUGCGAGAAAACAUCAAAAGAAGGCUUCAAAAUUGGAAAAGUAAGUUCCUUAGCUCAGCAGGGAACGAGGUAAUGCUAAAGUCAGUAGCUAUGGCCAUGCCAACGUACGUCAUGUCAUGUUUCAAGCUGCCAAGAAAACUCUACAAAGAUAUUAGUGCUCUGAUGGCCAAUUUCUGGUGGGGAGAAACAAAUGGUAGAAACAAAAUGCACUGGAUCUCUUGGGAAAGAAUGGCACGAAAGAGAAAUGAGGGAGGUCUUGGCUUCAAGGACCUUGAAGCUUUCAAUAAAGCACUGUUAGGGAAGCAGAUAUGGAGGAUCCUCACCAAGCCAAACCUUCUUGUGAGCAAGGUGCUAAAAGCUAAAUACUUCCCUAAGGAAUCCAUACUACAAUGUAAUCCCCCCAAAAAUGCCUCCUGGAUCGGGCAAGGCUUAAUGGGAGCAAGAAGUUUGAUGGACAUGGGACUGAUCAGGCGAAUUGGCAAUGGAAGAAAUACACGAAUCUGGGAGCAUAAGUGGAUACCAGAGACAAUCACAGGAAUGCCAAGUACAAGUAAACCAAGCAAUUGUGAGCUGGUAAAAGUGGAUGAGCUCAUUUGCCACAACAGAUGGAACAAGAACACCAUAUUUAGAGUCUUCAACAGAGAUGAUGCUGAGAGGAUCCUAAGUAUCCCUUUAAGUCUGUCAGGGAGGGAAGACAGCUAUUAUUGGCAACCACAGGCAGGAGGGGUGUAUACGGUCAAUUCAGGUUACAAAAUCCAAAUGACGAGCAACAGGAAUGCUAGGAAGAGUAACCCAGAGGUAGCUGGCUCAAGUUAUACAGAGGGGAACCAGCAAGUGUUACAGAUGUGGAACACACUCUGGCAACUCAACAUCAAACACAAAACCAAGCUCUUCAUUUGGAAAUGUAUACAAGGAGCUUUACCAGUGAGAGAAGCAGUGAGUAGAAGAACAAAAGUGGGCGAUCCAAUGUGUAGAACCUGUGGAGAGGCACAGGAAACAAUUGAACACCUUUUGCUAACAUGCCCCCACGCGGUGGACAUCUGGAAGGCAUCACCUAUCCACUGGGACGGGGCUCAGGACCAACAGGGUGAUUUCAGAAGAUGGUGGUUUAGAAUUUCAGAAGCAAGGUCAAGACCAGAAGGGAAGGAACACAUUGGUUUGACAGCAAAUAUUUUGUGGCAAUUGUGGAAAGAUAGAAACAAGAAGGAGUUUGAGAGCUUAACCAGAUCAUCACCUCUGAGAACAGUAGAAAAAGCACAUAAAGAAUGGCUGGAGCAAGUGGAAGUAGAGAGAUCAAAGGAUAAAACGAGUACAGAAGAAACAGCCCACAUGCAUGAUCAACAAAGCCAAGGCAAUGAAGCUCGGGGAACUAUGAUCAUGGACUUGACAACAGCUACAAGGAAAGGACAAAACAAUCUAGGCAUUGGAGUCACAGUUAGGACAACUUCAGGCACGAAAAUUGCAGAUUGGAAGCUCACAGAAAGAAGCCUGGGGAACCAAGAACUAGAUGAGGCACUAGCAUUAAAGCUAGCUUUGUGCAAAGUUGCGCAAUAUCAGUGGAGCAGAAUCAAGCUCAAUUUUGCCAACAAGGCGCUGUUGAGACAACUAACAAAAACACAACCACAGGACAGCAGGAUGGCUACAUUGCUGGAGGAUAUUGUGAAUGUGAAAAGACUGUUUUGCAUGUGCUCCUUUGGUUUGAGUAAGGAAGAAAAUAUGUUAAACAAUAGAAAAUUAAGUGUUGAUGCCUUAGGCAUUAUUGUGGAUGAGGAAAGGAAUGUUCCUCAGUGUCUUUGA
Molecule: messenger RNA, 2691 nt
Organism: Coffea eugenioides
Lineage: Eukaryota; Viridiplantae; Streptophyta; Magnoliopsida; Gentianales; Rubiaceae
Exons: 1
Coding region: 1-2691 (896 amino acids)
Molecular function (GO): RNA-DNA hybrid ribonuclease activity; nucleic acid binding
Source: RefSeq, a predicted model, not a curated record